AAUUGCUUUGUAGCUGGUGGGAGCGUGAUCCUCAAAUCCGAACUGGGGGGUUGAAGACGAAAAAGGUGGUGCAUUUACUUAGAACGGACUUUCCGGCUAUGGCUCGAAAAAACGUGACGCAAACGGCGGAGGGCGAAUCUUCAGACAAAUGGACCUCCAUUCUCUCCAAGCUGAACCCUAUUCCGCGCUUUCCUGAGUUCACUGGCCAGUAUAGAGUCGGCACCGUCGAUAUCGAGAUUCCCGUUAGUGAGCUAGAGUCUCCUGCACCGGCGCCGGAUAAUGCGGCCGAGAUCGAGACGAUUCAGUUCCGCAUAUUUUACCCAUGUGAUUCAAAUGCUACAGGGAAGCGAAUUACUUGGCUGCCAGCUCCGCAGCGUGACUAUCUUUCUGCAUAUAUCAAAUUCUUAGGUGUAGGGGCUUUCCUUGCUGAGGCUGCUUCGUUUAUCCCAAGGCAUCUUCAUUAUACGACUAUUCCCGUUGUCGAAAAUGCGCCAAUUCUCAAGCCACAGACCCCGAACAACCGGUGGCCGACGGUAAUAUUUUCACAUGGCUUGGGCGGAAGUCGAAACGCAUACUCACAGAUCGCCGGGUCGCUCGCUUCUCAUGGAGUUGUAGUUUUCUGCCCUGAACACCGAGACGGCAGCGCCAUAGCUUCGGUUAUACGGCUGCCAUACCAUCAGAGUCGGUUUUUUGCACGUGGUUCAAAGCGCAUGGUUCCUUACACCAAGAUUUCGCACGACCCGACAGACGAGGUACACGAGCUAAGGAAUACGCAGUUACAGAUUCGGCUCUGGGAGCUCGGGCUUUUAUAUGAAGCCAUCCUUAACAUAGAUGAAGGGAGGAAGGUAACGAACUUGAACAAGAACAUGCCAAUGCUUGACCACUUUUCAAAUCAACUACAUGUUCACGACCCUGGCGCCUUGGUAUUUGCAGGACACAGCUUCGGAGCCGCGACUAUUGUCCAGUUCCUCAAGUCAGUCUUCUAUGCAGGGCGGCCAGAACUCGAGGCGAUGAAGACGCCGCUUUACACACCAAAUUGGGAAUCGUCUAUCUGCAGGCAGGUUACUCAACAAAACGUCACAAUUCUGCUAGACAUGUGGUGCUUCCCGCUUACCGCAAAGAACACGGAACCACUUUUUAAUCUCCCAUUACCUGUCUACGCGCCCUCUGACUCUCCUUCCUCUCCUUUACAGCCACCCGGUGGAAACGCUGUACUAGCUAUUGAGUCUGAAGACUUCUUCAAAUGGCGCGAACACUUGCAUGUAACAGCACGUGUCCUCUCGUCAGACCCCUCGUCACAUGUCGUUGCGCCGCCCACGGACACCACGACUCCGCACUUCUUCUACGUGAACCGCUCUGCCCACUUAGACCAGUCUGACUUUGCUCUCCUAUUCCCCUGGCUCACGCGUAAGGUCCUCGGGUCCUCGGCCCCCGGACGCACCUUACGGCUUAAUCUUCGGGCUCUUUUGCAGGUGCUGCGCGUCAACAAUAUCCCAGUUGCUGGGACUCAGAGCGUUGAUCUGGUAGAUAACAAAGGCAGAGAUACCAAAUCGAGCACGCCUAAUGGCGAGACGGUCUCACUCCGAAAGGGUGAAGUAUGCACAGAUGACACGGCGAUUCUUGAUCACGAGGGAAACGCUAUACGGGAUGAUGAUACGGCGACGACAGACGAAGCUGUACAGGCCUGGAAGUGGAUUAAUAUUGUUGGCAUGGGCGAGGAUGCGGCUAGCGAGGAGAAGAGGAAGAAGAAGGGAGAAGGGAAAGGAGCAGAGGGUGCGGUUGAAGGCGUUGAGGAUACGGAGGCGCAAAUGGCUGGUGUUAUUGAACCGAGCGACUCCCCAGCUGUCGAGCGCAAGUUUGACUUCGAGACCGCAAGUGUCUUCGCUGCUGCCCCAGAGCAAAAGUUGCGCGGGAAUCCUCCAGAUGACUCUUAACCUUGGAUAUUUGUUUCUCAUUGGGUAUGGAUAAUUUUCUUAAAAUCUGGCUAGAUUGAAUGUAUGGCGCCCGGCGUUGAGAGCGGCAUAGAUGGAAGGGAUGUUCAGCAAAUGAACCAGAUUUCUCUGUUGGAUUAGAAUACUAACGUUAUUAGAUUCGUGCGUAGAAUUCAAAGGUGUGAGUCAUUAGAAUGAAUUGUUCCGGAGUUGUCCUUCGAUUUUCUUAUAGCUUAUGGCAUUAUGAGCAUAGGCGGAAAUUUCCUUCGCAGUACCCAACUAGAGGCUCUCAUGUGUGGUUCAGAAAAGCUCGCAAAAGACUCGAGGAGAAAGCAAGACUAGCUUAGCUUAUUUGAUGUUGGUGAUAGUGAUUGUAACAUCAAAGUCAGAAGGGCUGAGUAAGCACGUGUAAGAUUUGUCUAGAUAAAACCAAUUCAGUGAAAUGCGGUAUUGCCUAGCCUGAC
Xylaria bambusicola is the source of this 2395-nucleotide messenger RNA. RefSeq names its product phospholipase A2. The transcript has 2 exons. Gene Ontology annotation, molecular function: 1-alkyl-2-acetylglycerophosphocholine esterase activity. The record is from RefSeq and is a predicted model, not a curated record. NCBI's taxonomy places the organism in Eukaryota, Fungi, Ascomycota, Sordariomycetes, Xylariales, Xylariaceae. Bases 99 to 1934 code for a protein of 611 amino acids.